Molecule: messenger RNA, 1383 nt
Organism: Saccharomyces kudriavzevii IFO 1802
Lineage: Eukaryota; Fungi; Ascomycota; Saccharomycetes; Saccharomycetales; Saccharomycetaceae
Gene: NOP12
Product: rRNA-processing protein NOP12
Exons: 1
Coding region: 1-1383 (460 amino acids)
Molecular function (GO): RNA binding
Source: RefSeq, a predicted model, not a curated record
AUGUCUUCUGCAAUUGACAAUCUUUUCGGUAAAGUUGACGAGAAAAAAAUUGAAUCUGCCGUAGAUAAACUAUUCAGUUCAUCCUGUGGUCCUAUCAAUAAAUUGGAAGUUAAGAGUAAAACCCGUACCGUUCUUCCUGACUCAAAGAAAAGGGAAAGAGCAACUGAAGUUGAACAAGAGAAACAAGAAGCAAAGGAGGCUGAUAUCGUAAGGGAAAAAACUGAAGAGGUUGCACUUCCAAAAUUAAAAAAGGCCAAAAAAGUUAAAAGGGAUGACGAAAAUGAAAAUUUAGAGGCCCACUAUUACGCCAAACUAUUGAAAGAAGGGCCCGAGGGGGAUGACGGUAAGUCAGAAGCAACAAGAAAGGCUGAUGGACCCUCAUCAUCUACCACAUCGGCAGCAAAAAAAGUGGAUUUUAAGGAAGAUGAAUUAGAAAAGGCGGAAAGAACCGUUUUCAUUGGUAACAUAUUGAGUACUGUAAUUACGUCUAAAAAGGUCUAUAAAGAAUUUAAAAAGCUUUUUGGUACAAACCCAGUGACAAAAACCGAAGAAUCUGACAAUGAUGAAGAAAAAGAAGAUGCCAAGAAGGAUAAUUCUAAUGCAUUUGCCAUUGAAAGCAUAAGAUUCAGAUCCAUUUCCUUUGAUGAGGCUCUCCCCAGAAAGGUUGCGUUUGUUCAACAAAAGUUCCACAAAUCAAGGGAUACCGUGAACGCUUACGUCGUCUAUAAGAACAGGUCCGCGGUAAGACAGAUUUGCUCGAACUUGAACGCUACCGUUUUCCAAAAUCAUCAUUUGAGAGUUGAUGCAGUUGCUCAUCCAGCUCCACACGACAAGAAGCGCUCUAUCUUCGUGGGUAACUUAGAUUUUGAAGAGAUUGAAGAAAGUCUUUGGAAACAUUUUGAAUCAUGCGGUGGUAUUGAAUACGUUCGUAUUGUUAGGGACUCAAAAACAAAUAUGGGCAAAGGAUUCGCUUAUGUUCAAUUCAAAGAUUUGGAAAGUGUCAACAAGGCUCUUUUAUUGAACGAAAAACCUAUGAAGUCUCAAAAACAAGAAGACGAAGAAUCUAAGAAGCCAGCCAAAAAGGCAAGAAAAUUGCGUGUCUCCAGGUGCAAAAAUAUGAAGAAGGGUACCACUGCAGGAACCGGCUCGGAUAGAAGUAGUUUGACGGACUCACAAAGAACCAAAGCUGGUAGGGCGAAGAAAGUUUUAGGUAAGGCCGAUAGAGCCACUUUGGGCCAAGAAAUAACUAUCGAAGGUUUGAGAGCAAAGAAAGGUGAAGGUUCUACUCAUUUGAAGAAAAGAAAACAAAGAUCGGCUACAGGCAGAGUGACGAAGAGAUCGAUAGCAUUCAAGAAGGCUCAAGCUGAAAAGGUGAAGAAAUAA